Acanthocheilonema viteae is the source of this 738-nucleotide messenger RNA. The record is from the annotation of a GenBank genome assembly. Lineage: Eukaryota; Metazoa; Nematoda; Chromadorea; Rhabditida; Onchocercidae.
AUGCGAAGAACGUGUCGACAAACUGAACUGAUAAGGGGAGCGGAACGUAAGAUACGAGGAACAAGAAGAUUAACCAAAGCAACUCGAGUGAGAAAUUCACAUGCGGUACACCGCAAAGCAGCAUGCCGUGAAGUUUCACCGGAAAUUCGAAGCGUUCGAGAAGGGAGAAUUCGCCUUGGUAGUGUUGCUCCGUUGCUAUCACGUCGAGCUAAAACUCUUGCUAUGAAUGGCUAUUACAAUUAUUACUCAGAUGACGAGGAAGACGAUGUAUCGGAUAACAGUGAUGAGGACAAUUUUACGGAAGAUGAAUAUGAUGAUGAUGGUGACCAUGAUCAUGAUGAUGAUAAUGAUGAACUUUACGACAAUGAUCAUCAUCAUCAUCAUCGAUCAUGUGAUCGUCAUCGUACUCCCAUUCAUGUCAAAAAACAUUAUGAAGAGUACGAAGAUGAACUAUUUCCACCACCAUCAUCAUCAUCAUCAUCAUAUCCGAUCUCUGCUUCGCAACUUCUUCGUACACGACGUCAGCCAAAGUCAUACAGAACACAUAAAUCCGCCAUCAAAACCUCAGUUGCAACUAAAUCUGCUCCAACUAAAGCAGUCUCGGGCGUUAAGCUCAAGAAAAGCACUGCUCGACGUAAUCCCAAAAAUAAAAAUAAAAAAGUAAAAGCAGCAUUUAGAGCGUCACGAUCUGGUCCAAUAACACGAUCACGCGGAAGAGCUCCGAUGAAUAAUGGUUAA